AGUAGGCCCUGCUUCUCGGAGUCAUUUGACAUUCUACUCAAGAUGGAGAAACUAAAGACAACUCGAAUCAAUCGCUCCAACAGCGACCAUGCUGAUUUGGUGAACCGUGUUGCUGGACGGCGUACUUCAUCCGAAAAAGCCCCUAGGAUAAAACCUGCCCUUUCGACAUCCAAUCUUUCGAAAAACGUUCCACCAAAAACAUACAGCAAAUUUACAGUGAAAAAGCCUAACAAACCUCCGGUUCAGAAGCAACUAUUCCCGGUAGAAGCCGAAGCAAAAGAUCUCGCCAAAUUGCCCACUUCGGGGCGUAAAUUUCCAAUGGAGAAAGCCCUCACCAUGAUCGAAAUGGGAUCGCCUUCCAAGCAGUCGUCCCAACAUCAGCAGCAACACGGUUCACAAUCCAUCAACACCAUCGCGACGACGGGAGGAUUGUCCUAUUCCACAACGGCCCUGGCCGACGGAGGAGCAACCACACGGAUGGCCAGCAAUACGAGUAAACUGGUGUUCGAGACGGGCUUCAAACUGCUGCUCAAAUGUUGGCGUGAGGGAAAACGGAAAAACGACCGGUUGAAUGCACAACUCAGCCAAAAGGAUAGUACGUCCAUCAAGUACCGCAACCAGCUACAAACGCUCCAAUCACUGUAUCAGAAUGAAUGCAAAAACCACGAACAGGCUCGGAACGAAAUCAGACAACUCAAGCAGAAGGUCGAUACUCUGAAGACGAACCUACUGGACGAGAAGAGAGCGCAUCUCGAUAAGGUAUCAUCGCUGGAAGAAUCGAUCCUAAUCAAAGACAAGCUCCAGUCGCAGCUGACUCACGUGCAAGAGGAACUGGCCACGGCAAUCGUCUGCCGGCACGGUUUGGAGUGCCAACUGAGGCAGCAGGAAGAAAGCUGUCUCCAGUUGACGUCAGAGAAGAGGGAACUACUGAAACAGAUUGAUAACCUAGAGGACAAUUUCAAGAACUUUGAGCGGGAUUAUGAAAAAUCUUUAACGGAUCAAACGAAAACCAACAAAGUCUAUGAAGCCCGCUUGGAACAUUAUCAGAUGAAACUGGACGAAGCCAACAGCCAAAUCGAAUCGCAUGAAACCGACUGCCAACUGUUGAAGGAGUGGAACGUUCGAUUGGCCAGCGAGCUGGCGCAGGUGAAGGGCGCAUACCAAGGCACGUAUACAUUUCGGGUGAGACGAUUCUUCAACGAUCUUCCACGGAGACCGGUAUUUUAUGUGCAGUAUUUCCUGUAUCUGUUUGUUCGGGAUGCGCCCUUACCUCGGAGGCCACCCACUGACAAGCGAGACUUGGGGCGACUGAUUGUUGCCUAUCCGUAUGCUGGUGUUUUGUAGGGAGGGUGUUUUAUAUCUAUGUUUUCCUUUGUUCCAUCAACAUUAUAUUUUACAUUUUUCAUACAAUAGAAUAUCAUAUUUGUAGGAUGUUUAA
This is a messenger RNA of Aedes albopictus (Asian tiger mosquito), 1438 nucleotides long. RefSeq lists its product as uncharacterized. The transcript is spliced from 5 exons. NCBI's taxonomy places the organism in Eukaryota, Metazoa, Arthropoda, Insecta, Diptera, Culicidae. The coding region runs from base 43 to 1344 and encodes 433 amino acids. The record is from RefSeq and is a predicted model, not a curated record.